Messenger RNA from Impatiens glandulifera, 3296 nucleotides. RefSeq names its product E3 SUMO-protein ligase SIZ1-like. Bases 239 to 2746 code for a protein of 835 amino acids. Lineage: Eukaryota; Viridiplantae; Streptophyta; Magnoliopsida; Ericales; Balsaminaceae. Gene Ontology annotation, molecular function: zinc ion binding; SUMO ligase activity. Gene Ontology annotation, biological process: protein sumoylation. The record is from RefSeq and is a predicted model, not a curated record. The transcript is spliced from 17 exons.
UUUGGUAAUGGAGGACUGGAUAGGUCCUCCCGGCGGGUUUUGGUCAAAGCGGGAAUCGCAAACGGAGGAGAGAGAUAGAUAGAUAGAGAGAUUUAGCCAUUCGACCAGAGAAUUCUUACAGUAACGUAAAAGCUCUCAAGCAAUUCUUUGAUCUAUCGAUCUGGAUGAGCUGUAUCUGUUAUCAGUGGUUACUCGUCCACGAACUUUGAAGAUAUAGCUUACAUCGGGAUAUCCGAAUAUGGAUUUAAUAUCUAGUUGCAAGGACAAAUUGGUGCAUUUUAGAAUAAAGGAGCUUAAAGUUGUUCUUACUCAACUGGGCUGUUCAAAGCAAGGAAAAAAACAGGACCUUAUUGAUAGGAUAUUAUCUGUUCUCUGUGAUGAACAAGGUUCUUCUUCGUUGUCUAAGAAAAAUGCUGUCGAAAAGGAGGAAGUAGCAAGAUUGGUGGAUGAUAUAUACAGAAAACUGCCAGCUACAGGUGCAACAGAUUUGGCAUCAAAAUCCAAGGCUUCUCCAUCAGACAAAAAAGGUAUGAAGCUCAAGGAAGAAGUAGAAGAUACUUAUGAGAUGGAACGUAUACGCUGCCCAUGCGGAAGUUCAUUACAAACUGAUUCAAUGAUUAAGUGCGAGGAUCCAAGAUGUCAUGUAUGGCAGCAUAUUAGUUGUGUUCUUAUUCCAGAUAAGCCAACGGAUGGAGUUAUUCCUGCUACUCCUGAUACAUUUUACUGUGAAAUCUGUAGACUCAACCGUGGAGACCCUUUCUUAUUAUCUGUUGCUCAUCCACUGUAUCCAGUCAAGUUGAUUACUACAAGCAUCCCAACUGAUGGUUCAAACCCGAUGCUGGGUGUUGAGAAAACAUUUCAACUUACUAGAGCUGAUAAGGACUUGUUGAAACAAGAAUACGAUGUUCAGGCUUGGUGUAUGCUUCUCAAUGAUAAAGUGCCAUUUAGGAUGCAUUGGCCACAAUAUGCAGAUCUAUACAUUAACGAUGUUUCAAUGCGAACAAUCAACAGACCUGGCUCACAGUUGCUUGGUGUUAAUGGUCGUGACGAUGGGCCAAUAAUCACAAAAUGCACCAGAGAUGGCAUUAACAAAAUUUCCUUAACAGGAUGUGACACUCGACCGUUCUGUUUAGGCAUCCGCCUUAUCAAACGGCGUACUUUUGAACAGAUUCUUAACAUGAUACCCAAGGAGUCAGAUGGAGAGAAAUUUGAUGAUGCUCUUGCCCGUGUUCGCCGUUGUGUUGGUGGUGGAAAUGCUACAGGAAACGAUAAUGAUAGUGACAGUGAUUUGGAAGUUGUUGCCGACUGUAUUUCUGUCAAUUUAAGAUGUCCUAUGAGUGGUUCAAGGAUGAAAGUUGCUGGAAGAUUCAAGCCAUGUCUUCACAUGGGUUGUUUUGAUCUUGAGGUAUUUUUGAUGAUGACCGAGCGCUCUAGAAAGUGGCAGUGUCCAAUUUGUUUAAAAAACUACUGUCUGGAUAAAGUUAUUAUAGAUCCAUAUUUUAGCCGGAUCACUUCCAAGAUGCGGAAUUGUGGAGAGGAUGUUACAGACAUCGAGGUGAAGCCCGAUGGUUCAUGGCGAGCCAAAUCUGAAACUGAUCUUAGGGAGCUUGGAGAUAUUGGUUUAUGGCACUUUCCAGAUGGAUCACUCUGUCCAACUGUGGAUUCCCAAGUUAAACCUAAAUCGGAAAUUCUUAAGCUUAUCAAACAAGAAGGUGGCGGUUCUGAUGGCCAUACUAGUCUAAAACUUGGAAUUAGGAAGAGCCCUAAUGGUGUGUGGAAAGUCAGUAAGCAGGAAGAUUUAUUACAGGAGAAAUUUGAAAAUCACCAUCUCAACAUUAUUCCAAUGAGCAGUAGUGCAACUGAAAGUGGCAGGGACGGUGAAGAUCAAAGUGUCACAGGCGGUGGAAAUUUUGAUGGGAUGGAGCACGAUUCUGUCUCUCUAAAUUUGGAGAAUCGUUUUAGUUUUCCAAAUCAGAACCACCCCCCUUUGGGAGAUCAGGAGGUAAUUGUCCUUAGUGAUUCAGAAGAAGAGAAUGAUAUUCUUCCCGGUCUUACAAACGCAUACACGAACAAUAUAGAUGGCAGUUCUAGUAUGUUCCCCGUCUCGCAUGGAAUUCCUGAACCGUAUCUGGGUCUUUUCAAUACGGUGACUGAUGAUGACUUUGGGACAUGGUCAAUGCCUUCAGGUGGUCAGGCGGGUUCUAGUUUCCAGUUGUUUAGUUCUGAAGCUGAUGUAUCAAAUGCAAUGAUGAACGGAUACAAUUUAAAUCCAGAAGCUGAUGUGGAUCCGGCUGGUCUUGUUCAUGAUUCCAUGAUUGAUCUUCCUAAUGCCGACAUGAAUGGGGGUUUAGUUGAUAAUCCUCUGGCGUUUGGAGGGAAUGAUCCGGCUCUCCAGAUAUUUCUUCCUACAAGGCCUUCUUCUGAUACAUCAUCUGUACAGGCUAAUGUGAGAAAUCAACCUGAUGCAUCGUCUAACAUUCGUAGCGAUAAUUGGAUCUCACUGAGAGUUGGGGAUAGUGGCAUCGGUAAUAAUGGCAAUAAUUGUAAUGUUACUAAUAUCACGAAUGGGUUAAGUUCUCAGCAGCGGUUACAGUCGUCAAAGGAAGGGAGUUUGAGCUCUCUAGCGGAAACAGCAACAUCAUUCAAAACUCUCAAAGAAAGAUCGGAUAGUCCAUUCACAUUCCCUCGCCAAAAACGUUCUGUAAGACCGAGGCUAUAUCUUUCUAUCGACACUGACUCUGAAUAGUAAUAGUAUAUCAUCAUUUGCCGGAUGACUUCUUAUGCCUGCCUGCCUGCCAUUCGAAGUUAUUGCUGAUUUUCUUUCAGGAAUGACGAACCUCUAAAAGACUUUGACACCUAUUUAUCUUGUUGCCAAUUGAACUGCAAAUGCUGACAAUUGUUGAAUUUUGCAUGUUUUCAAUUCAUUAGAGCCCGCCUGCCAGGUACCAAAUCAAUAAACAUUUCUGGUGAAGUUUUUGCUCUGUUUCUUUCUGGAGGAAGGUCCCCGAAGCUUCUUUAGGGAGGUGUUCAGUGGUAUCACUCCUCCAAAAAAUAUAUACUCAUUUUCUCUUUGAUUUCUUUAUCAUAUUGGAACCUAGUCUCUGUAAAUUGUGUUCAGCCCAAUUUAAUCCAAGUAAUUUAUCUAUCUAUCUAUCUAUAAGAUUUGGUCAAACAAUUCUUGCAAACUGGCAUCUUUGUUUUUUAGCCUACUUCUAAAUUGCUAUUUUAUUACAUUGUGUUACAAUUGUGAGAACGGUUAAAUUUUGAAUCAUAUUUUAGAAUAUAGAUUUUUUUGG